Molecule: messenger RNA, 1014 nt
Organism: Morus notabilis
Lineage: Eukaryota; Viridiplantae; Streptophyta; Magnoliopsida; Rosales; Moraceae
Product: disease resistance protein RGA2
Exons: 3
Coding region: 1-1014 (337 amino acids)
Biological process (GO): defense response to other organism
Molecular function (GO): ADP binding
Source: RefSeq, a predicted model, not a curated record
AUGGCGGUUAAGCAAGCAGUGGUUGAGGUUGGUAGGCUAAAGAUUGGUGUUAUGAGAAACUCUAUUCAAGAGCUUCCUGAUGUCAAAGCUUUUGGUCUUGAGGUUGGCAUAAGAAAGCUCCUAAGAUCUAAUAUGUUAGAGAAGUAUAGUGCCCUUGUGAAAACAGCUCCGAAUCUGAGUAUGGCUGAAGCUCUAGUCUCAUUACUCAUUGAGCAUUUCGGUUCCAUGGCUCUUGAGCGGAUUGAAGGGGAAGUGAGGCUGGUCAAAGGUGUGGAUGAAGAUGUUGCGAACCUCAAGACCAAUCUUGAGGACAUUCAAGCAGUGCUUGAGGGUGCUGAGCAGAAGCAACUGAACGAUGCGAGUCUAAAGAGAUGGUUGGAUAAGCUCAACAAUGCGGCGCACAACAUGGAUGAUGUUCUGGACGAGUGGAACACUGCCAUUCUUGAAUUCAAAAUCAAGAAAGAAGAGGAAGCUGAAAACAAUGCUUCUUCAUCAAACAAGAAGACUACUUUCCUUAUUGAUGAAACCAAAGUUCAAGGUCGAGAUGAGGAUAAGAGUCUGUUAAUAAGCAAAUUGUUGAGUGAGAGCAGUGAUGAUGGGAGACGCAUUGAUAUCAUCCCCAUUGUGGGGAUGGGCGGUCUCGGAAAAACUACUCUUGCCCAGCUAGCUUAUAAUGAUGAGACGAUUAAGACCCACUUUGAUAAGCGAAUUUGGGUGUGCGUCUCAGAUCCUUUCGAGGAGGUCAAGAUUGCCAAAGCAAUUAUUGAAGGCCUCGGAAGUAGUGGUCCAAGUUCAGUCGAAUUGAAUGCUUUAGUGCGCUGCAUUCAUGAGUCCGUCGAGGGAAAGAAAUUUCUUCUCGUCCUAGAUGAUGUAUUGCUUGAAGAUUACAGUAGAUGGGAAACUGUACAUGUAGCUCUUCAAAAUGGUGCUAUAGGGAGUACGAUACUGGUGACCACCCGAAAGCAAGAGGUUUCGAUCAUGAUGGGGGCAGCCACACACCAGAUUAGUCUGUAA